GGCGACCCAAAGCUCUCUAUCUAGUCUUCUCCCCUUUUAAUAAGAACUAACAAGAACCUCCCAUUGCCACUCUCAUCACUCCUCCCAACCCAUCCAACAAUGGCCAUCCCCAAAACCUCUAGGAUUAAACCCAAAUCCAGAUCCCCAAUUUUCCUACUCACAGCCGCCAUCUCCGCAAUCGCCCUUCUCUACUUUCUUUCUUCACUAAUCUCCACUACUGGAUCAGAUGCCCUUCAAACCCCCAUUUCAAGUAACCGUAAUUCUCUUCGCCGCACUGAUUCAGAAAAGUUUUUGUAUUGGGGUAACCGAAUAGACUGUCCCGGAAAGCACUGCGAGUCAUGCGAAGGACUCGGUCAUCAGGAGUCCAGCCUCCGCUGUGCUCUUGAAGAAGCAAUCUUCUUACGCAGAACUUUUGUGAUGCCUUCUAGGAUGUGCAUAAAUCCAAUCCAUAACAACAAAGGGAUUCUGCAUCAUUCCGACAAUGUUAGUUCAGAGGAAAGGUGGGCUGCUAGCUCUUGUGCAAUGGAUUCCUUGUAUGAUUUGGAUCUCAUAUCCAACACGAUACCUGUAAUCCUGGAUAAUUCAAAAACUUGGUUUCAAGUUAUGUCAACAAGUAUGAAGUUGGGAUCUAGAGGAGUUGCCUUAGUGGAAGGAGUUAGCCGGGCCGAUUUAAAAGAAACAAGUCAAUACUCGAAGAUUCUACUUAUAAAUCGAACUGCAAACCAUCUAUCAUGGUUCAUGGAAUGUAAGGAUCGAAAUAAUCGCACUGCUGUGUUGUUACCACAUUCAUAUCUUCCUUCAAUGGCUGCCAAAAAGCUUAGAGAUGCAGCAGAGAAGAUUAUGGCGCUUCUUGGUGAUUAUGAUGCUAUUCAUGUUCGACGAGGUGAUAUUUUAAAAACAAGAAAAGAUAGGUUCGGUGUUCCAAGGACCCUGCAUCCUCACCUUGACAGAGAUACGCAGCCUCGGUUUAUUCUUUGCAGAAUUGUGAAGUGGGUUCCACCAGGACGGAUGCUAUUUAUUGCUUCAAAUGAGAGGACGCCAAAUUUCUUUUCACCUCUUUCCGUGAGGUACAAACUAGCUUAUUCAUCAAAUUACAGCAGGAUCUUGGAUCCAGUAGUGGAAAACAAUUACCAGUUGUUCAUGAUAGAAAGGCUUAUCUUAGGUGGAGCCAAAACAUAUAUCAAAACAUACAAGGAAAUCGAUACCGAUCGCAGCCUCACAGACGAUCCCAAGAAGAAUACCAAGAUAUGGCAGGAACCUGUUUACACUAAACAAGGAUGCUGAUCCCCACAUCCCCUUCCUUUUUAUUUCUUUAUCUUUAUCUUGUAAUAUGUUUGCAUGAAGCUUCUUGUAUAUUGUGUUUCAAGUUUGUAAUACAACCAAAUAUAUGAUGAAUGAUUCUUUCAAUCCAUAUCACUUUUCAUUCAA
This is a messenger RNA of Cynara cardunculus var. scolymus (artichoke), 1428 nucleotides long. RefSeq lists its product as uncharacterized. Gene Ontology annotation, cellular component: Golgi apparatus. Lineage: Eukaryota; Viridiplantae; Streptophyta; Magnoliopsida; Asterales; Asteraceae. The transcript has 6 exons. Bases 100 to 1284 code for a protein of 394 amino acids. The record is from RefSeq and is a predicted model, not a curated record.